AUGUCUCCUGCUAUAGUGGGCGAAAAGUGGUGGAAAAAUUCCAUCAUCUACCAAAUAUACCCCGCCAGCUUCAAGGAUUCCAAUGGCGAUGGCAUUGGCGAUAUCCCAGGGAUCAUCUCGUCUCUCGAUUACAUCACAAGCCUUGGCGUCGAUGUGAUCUGGCUGUGUCCCAUGUACGACAGCCCACAGAUUGACAUGGGCUAUGAUAUCUCCGACUACCAAAGUGUUUAUGGCCCAUACGGCACUGUCGAGGAUAUGGAGACCCUCAUCGAUGCAUGCCAUAAGCGAGGACUUCGGAUUAUUCUGGACUUGGUGGUGAAUCAUACUUCAGAUCAGCACCAAUGGUUCAAAGAGUCCCGCUCUUCAAAGACAAACCCCAAGCGCGAUUGGUACAUCUGGAAGCCCGCAAAAUACGAUGCCAACGGAAAUCGUCAGCCGCCAAAUAACUGGCGCAGUAUUUUCGGAGGCAGUGCUUGGGAAUGGGACGAGAAAACAGAAGAGUAUUAUCUCCAUCUGUUCUGUGUUGAACAGCCCGAUGUCAAUUGGGAGAACGCCGAGACUCGCAAGGAGAUCUACGAGUCUGCAAUGGAAUUCUGGCUGCAGAAGGGCGUGGAUGGUUUCCGCGUCGAUACAGUCAAUAUGUACAGCAAGCACCCCGAUUAUGCCAAUGCUCCAAUCCUUGAUCCAAAGUCCGAUACACAACCUGCUUUCGAUCUGUUCACCAAUGGUCCUCGCAUCCACGAGUACAUAGGCGAGAUGAACGAGGUGCUUUCCAAAUACGAUGCAAUGACCGUUGGCGAAUUGCCAAACACACACACCGUGGAAGGUGUUCUGCGCUAUGUAUCAGCAGCGGAGAAGCAGCUGAGCAUGGUCUUCCAAUUCGACCUUGUCGACCUCGGUCAGGGCAAGGACUACAAGUUCCUGACCACUUUCCCAGGCUGGAAGCUAGGAGAAUUAAAGAGUGCCAUAAAGACCACCCAAGAUCUUAUCAAGGGAACCGAUGCAUGGACCACGGUGUUUAUGGAGAACCACGACCAGGGCCGCUCUGUGAGUCGGUUCGGCUCUGACAAGACACCCGAGUUCAGAGUUCGGUCUGCGAAGAUGCUCGCCAUGAUGCAAAGUACACUUUCCGGCACACAGUUUAUCUACCAGGGCCAAGAGAUUGGAAUGGUGAAUGCGCCCCGGGAGUGGACGAUUGAUGAAUACAAAGACGUUGAUAGCACCAACUACUAUCGCAUGACGAGCAAACUGUCUGGCAACGAUCCAGCCGCGUUGAGCACGGCUAUGGAUUCUCUGCAGCUCUUGGCAAGAGAUCAUUCCAGACUCCCCAUGCAGUGGAGUGCUGACGCUAAUGCGGGCUUUUCACCGGCCUCGUCGGCAAAGCCGUGGAUGCGCCCGCAUGAUAAUUAUCCCGAGAUCAAUGUGCAGCUCCAGGAGAAAGAUUCGUCUUCUGUUCUUUCUUUCUGGAAACAAAUGAAUGAGCUGCGCAAGGAGUAUGCCGAUCUCCUCGUCUUUGGAGAGUUUGAUAUUCUCGACGAGCCAAAUCAGCAUGUCUUCACUUAUACCAAGACAGCUCGCAACCAGACUAUCCUGGUGGUCCUUAACUUCUCGGAUACAACACAGAAGUUUGAGAAACCGGAGUCGGUGAAGAGCGAAGAUUGGAAAUUAUUGGUUGGCAAUGUAGAUGGGGCCAAGGAGGACUUACAGGCGUUUGAGGGAAGAGUCUACUUGGUUUAG
Messenger RNA from Penicillium coprophilum, 1737 nucleotides. RefSeq names its product glycoside hydrolase family 13 protein. Gene Ontology annotation, molecular function: alpha-amylase activity. Lineage: Eukaryota; Fungi; Ascomycota; Eurotiomycetes; Eurotiales; Aspergillaceae. Gene Ontology annotation, biological process: oligosaccharide catabolic process. The transcript has a single exon. The coding region runs from base 1 to 1737 and encodes 578 amino acids. The record is from RefSeq and is a predicted model, not a curated record.